GCUCGACCCGGAAGCCGCCGUGGCAGCCGCACAAGCUGCGCUCGUCUCUCGGCUGGGGAGCUACGUGUCGCACCGGGUUCUUGAGCCGGCCGUGUCCUCCUCCCUCGGUCGCCACUGGCCCAUGAGUCCCCAUGGCGACGGCAGGGGCCAGGCCCGGGGGCGGGCAGUCCGAGUGGGGCUGCGGCGCUCCGGGGGCAUCCGCGGCGGCAUGGCCGUGUUCGCCGCCGUGGCCGCAGUGUUCACCCUCACCCUGCCCCCCUCGGUACCGGGGGGAGACUCCGGGGAACUGAUCACAGCCGCACAUGAGCUUGCAGUUGCGCAUCCUCCUGGCUAUCCUUUGUUCACGCUGGUGGCUAAACUGGCAAUUAUACUGUUUCCUUUUGGUUCAAUUGCCUACCGCGUCAAUCUUCUCUGUGGCUUAUUUGGAGCAGUAGCUGCAUCAUUACUUUUUUUCACUGUUUUCAGGCUUUCUGGCUCAUCUGCUGGAGGAAUCCUUGCUGCGGGGGUGUUUUCAUUUUCUCGUCUAACAUGGCAGUGGUCCAUUGCAGCAGAGGUUUUUAGCUUAAACAAUCUGUUUGUGGGGCUGCUUAUGGCUCUUACUGUACAUUUUGAGGAAGCAGCAACUGCUAAGGAGAGAUCAAAGAUAGCUAAAAUUGGUGCUUUCUGCUGUGGCCUUAGUUUAUGUAACCAGCACACAAUAAUACUCUAUGUUUUGUGCAUAAUACCUUGGAUUCUCUUUCAACUUUUAAAAAAGAAGGAACUCUCCCUGGGCUCUUUGUUGAAGUUGAGCCUGUACUUCUCUGCUGGUUUGCUGCCCUAUGUCCACCUUCCUAUUUCAUCUUACCUUAAUCAUGCCCGGUGGACCUGGGGAGACCAGACAACACUGCAAGGAUUUUUGACACAUUUUCUCAGGGAAGAAUAUGGAACCUUCAGCCUGGCCAAAUCUGAAAUAGGAUCCAGUAUGUCUGAAAUAUUGCUUUCUCAAGUAACAAAUAUGAGGACCGAACUCUCAUUCAACAUCCAAGCCCUUGCAGUUUGUGCAAAUAUAUGUUUAGCAAGAAAGGACAAACAGAAUCCAUCAUUAAUAUGGCUUUUUACUGGAAUGUUUUGCAUUUAUUCAUUGUUCUUUGCUUGGAGAGCAAAUUUAGAUAUUUCAAAACCACUUUUCAUGGGUGUGGUGGAACGAUUCUGGAUGCAGAGCAAUGCAGUAGUGGCCGUCCUCGCUGGCAUUGGUUUGGCUGCAGUUGUGUCUGAGACUAACCGAGUGCUGAAUAGCAAUGGGCUUCAGUGUCUGGAAUGGCUUUCUGCAACUCUUUUUGUAGUUUACCAAAUAUAUUCUAAUUACAGUGUUUGUGACCAAAGGACCAACUAUGUGAUUGAUAAGUUCGCGAAGAAUCUUCUCACCUCUAUGCCUCAUGAUGCAAUUAUCUUACUCAGAGGAGAUUUGCCAGGAAAUUCUCUCCGUUACAUGCAUUACUGUGAGGGGUUGAGGCCUGACAUUUCAUUAGUGGAUCAGGAAAUGAUGACUUAUGAGUGGUAUUUACCCAAGAUGGCAAAGCACUUGCCAGGUGUCAACUUUCCUGGGAACCGGUGGAAUCCUGUGGAAGGAAUAUUACCUAGUGGAAUGGUCACAUUUAAUCUUUAUCAUUUUCUUGAAGUAAAUAAACAAAAAGAAACAUUUGUUUGCAUAGGAAUUCAUGAAGGCGACCCAACCUGGAAAAAGAACUAUUCACUUUGGCCAUGGGGGUCUUGUGACAAAUUAGUUCCUUUGGAGAUUGUAUUCAACCCUGAGGAAUGGAUUAAACUUACAAAAAAUAUCUAUAACUGGACUGAAGAAUAUGGAAGGUUUGAUCCAUCUUCUUGGGAAUCUGUGGCCAAUGAAGAAAUGUGGCAAGCGAGGAUGAAAACACCGUUCUUCAUCUUUAACCUGGCAGAAACUGCUCACAUGCCUUCAAAAGUGAAAGCUCAACUCUACACUCAUGCAUAUGACCUUUAUAAGGAGAUUGUCUAUUUACAAAAGGAGCCCCCAGUGAAUUGGCACAAGAACUAUGCCAUCGCCUGUGAGCGGAUGCUGCGUCUUCAGGCAAGAGAUGCAGACCCUGAAGUGCUGUUAUCUGAAACCAUCAGACAUUUCCGUCUGUACUCUCAGAAAGCACCGAAUGACCCACAGCAAGCUGAUAUUUUAGGUGCUCUAAAGCACCUAAGAAAAGAACUGCAAAGUCUGAGAAAUAGGAAAAAUGUCUGAGACAGCAAAAUAUGAAAAACCUGCUCAUCAGUCAGCUUCCAAAAUUCUGAAGUCCGGAAGUUUUUCCUUCAAGAAAAGAAACUGCAUAAAAAAUUUAAAACUAAGUCAUCUCCCAGAUAUAAGUAUCAUGGUCCAGCAGUACUGUUUAAUGGGGUGUUCAGUGACUAAGAUCUACUAUUUAUGCAAAAUUCUGUUUAUCCCGUGUUACCAAAUUACCAUUUCAGUGAGAAGCUUUUGAAAAGUCUUCUGACUUCCAGUCUUUCACCAGAUGACUGCGCUGGAUUAGAUUCUAGAAGAGAAUGAACCAUUUUCAUAUAACUAAAUAUUGGUCAUGAACUGUGUAAGGGCCGUGCUUAUUGGGAUCAGUUUUAAAGUUAAAUUCUUUUGAUAUUAAUACCAGACCAAAGACAUUUUCUGUUUCCUAGAAAAAAAUGAAUCAUGUUAGGCUUUAGGUGACAGUACAUUUUUUACCAAGUAGCUAUAGUUGUUACAUAGUCUUACACUUUAAGCUAAACACCAAAUGGGUGAUAUUUUGAAAAAAGUUUGUAUUUUACUGUCUUAGAUUGUUCUCGGAAAUCACUAAAAAAAAAAAAAAAAAAGCUAAUUUGAUGUUUGCUUAUUUCAGUUGCAGAAACUGAUUGGCGAGUAAAAAAGAUUUUGCAUUUACUUAACUAAUUUUAUAUUUGUUUUAUUUCUAUUUGGACUCAGAGAUCUAGGCCCAAUAAUUAGUAGGCUCCUGCUGCCAAAAUGCAAAGGGGGAAAAAAAGGCAGGGAUUGGGGGGAUGGGGAAGUGGCCCAAUAAAUUCAUUUCUGUUACAAGCAUCUUUUAUACAUAUUACUAAAGAGAACAUAGUAAGAAAUGCAAAUAAUGGUUCUUUAUUUUAUUAUGACAGUUAAUUAAUAGCAACCUGUUUUAAUGAAUAAAGUCACUCAGAGUCCUUCAGCACUUCCUAAGUAGAGGCCAGAAUCUGUAGGGCUUCUUUUCCCCCCAAUUGUGUAGCUCCUAGACUCCAAGCACUAUAUAGGCCCCUGUAUAGAAAUGCUCACUAAUGAAGAGGGAGGGCUAGAAGCUUGUCUGCAUUCAAAGAUCACUGGUGAGUCAUUCAGCAAGAAAAGGCCCCUUACCAGGAAUAGUCACAGUUCCGUGGCAUUGUACUAGCAAAAGGGUCUGAUCAAAGGUCUCCUGUGGAGCUUGCAUGGUUCCCUUUCAUACUACGACCAUAAUUAAAACCACUAAUUCUCUUUUAAAAUGCUGCAGGAUGCCAUGUAGGCAUCUGUCUGGAGUGUCCUUUGUGAUGUCAUAAGCUGUUAAGGACCAGUGCCGAGGGCUUUUGAGUGAAAUGCCAGUCAUGAAGGUGCUUCAAGACAAGGGUGCCUCUAAAAGCUUGACAGGGCCUUGACUGCACAAUUCGAGCUGAAUUUGCCCCUUGUCAGCUGCCAGUAAAUAAAUCUCAAAGGGGGAAAAGCUGAAGUUUCAUUACCUGAUCCAUGGGGCUUUGUUGGUUUUGGCAUCACACAGGGGAAGCUCUUGCCCCUCCAUUCUCUGGAUUUGAAGAUGUCCAUUGGAGCCUGCAGUGCCUGGACAGGGUUCAGAGCGGAACCUUUUGAAGAGUGUCAAUAGUUGUAACAGUUCAGCUGUUAGGAAGACAAAUAAAUGGAGGAGCUCAUUAAUCCGCUUUUGGCUCUCAGUGCCUUUUGCCCUUUUAUCACAGCCUUAUUAGGCUCCUACUCAUCUUGAACCAGAAAAAAAUGAAUUGAAGUUGUUGAGUACUAAUUGGCAAAGACUUUUAAUCAUGGGCCAAGAACUUUCACUGACUUGAAAGUAACUUCUCCACAGGGAAGGACCAAAAACCUGGUUUACCUUAAAACAAAAACCUGUUGGAGUUCAGCGUGGUGUAAAAAUGUAAGGAAGCGUUGAUAAAUUGUCUAAGUUUAUCCAUUUGAAAGAAAUUGUGUAAGAUUAUGAUAUUCUCUUUUCUUUAAAAAAAAAAAAAGUACAAUAAAAUUCAAACAUUCCUUAGGAAA
Nomascus leucogenys (northern white-cheeked gibbon) is the source of this 4270-nucleotide messenger RNA. It is a transcript of the gene TMEM260, whose product is annotated as transmembrane protein 260. The record is from RefSeq and is a predicted model, not a curated record. Lineage: Eukaryota; Metazoa; Chordata; Mammalia; Primates; Hylobatidae.